This is a messenger RNA of Tyto alba (common barn owl), 3997 nucleotides long. RefSeq names its product acrosin-like. The record is from RefSeq and is a predicted model, not a curated record. Gene Ontology annotation, biological process: proteolysis; acrosome reaction. The transcript has 5 exons. Lineage: Eukaryota; Metazoa; Chordata; Aves; Strigiformes; Tytonidae. The coding region runs from base 2768 to 3805 and encodes 345 amino acids. Gene Ontology annotation, molecular function: serine-type endopeptidase activity.
ACUGCUUGUGUGUGUAUGCUUUGUGUGUGUGUGCAUGUGUGCACACGUGCGCAGCCAGGUAUGCAUGUACAUGCACUCUGUGUGUAUGUGAACACUGCACACUGCACUGUGUUCAAGAGGUGUGUUUUGGAGUAAGGGGGUGCACAUGCUCCAGGUGUGCACUGCACAUUCUGUUUGUACCCCCAUGCGUGUCUCCACUGUGUGUGUGUGUGUGUGUGUGCGCGCGCAUGCACCCUGUGCGUGAACGUAGUGUGUGUGCACACACAAUUUUGGUGCCUGUACUGUGUACAUGCUGUGUGUGCAUGUGCAUGUGUGUGUGUUUGUGUGCGUGCACUCUGUGCAUACUGUAUCCAGCCCAUGUUCCUCCCAGAGAAUUUCUCCUUGCAGAAGAUCGGGAGCUGAACUGGGAGGACUCAUUCCCAGGAGGUUUCUCCCAUCUCAGUCCAAUGGAUGUGACUGCUGUUCCCACACACAGGUGCAAUAGUUAGUCUUCCAAACAGCCACAUCACAUUCAAGAACAUGCGCACAUACUUCACUGGCACGAAUAGCAAAACAGAUUAACAUAGAGCAGCACCUUUACCAGCACCCGCUUAACACAAAAAGCACAACCCAGUCCCCGUCUUCCUCUUCAGCUGAACAGGGCUGAUGUUCAGUAGUGAAACACACACACACAUCACUCCCUAAAUUUGCAAGCACGGCACGUUCAUGGGGCCCUUAAAUAUUAGCAUGGGAAUUCAAAUCUGGGGCUGGAUGUCAAUUUACUUAUCCAGUAAUUAGCACAGACUUUGUGUAUUUUCAGGUCUAUCUCCUCUUGCUUGUGAGCUAGUCCAGCUCCAAGUUUCCCAGUGAAUUGCACAUGCACACAGCGCUCCCACCAGUCGCUGGCCCUAGACACUGGGUGUUUCCAACUGGGGGGUCCCCCGACCUGUGUUCCCUCCUGCCAUUGCUAGCAGCCAGGCCUCUGGGCCCACCCCACCCCGGGGACAGAGCGGAGCCGCACAGAGAAAGGUUGGGAAUCACUCUCAACAAGAAGGUAGGACGGGUUGUGGUGGUUAUGUGCAAGGCUCAGCCAAACAAGCAAUCCAACUAGCAGCUUAGGGGUGACUGGCUCCUUGAUCCCCCUUUCUCUCCAUUUUCCAUGCUUUUAUAUCCCACUCACCUGCCUUGAGUGCUCCCUUUCUCCACCCUUGUGUCCUCCCAAAUGAGGGACCUACCUGUGAUUGUUUUUUCCCCCUUGCUCCCAGGUUAGCUAGGCUUGUGAACAGAUUUGGUGUCCCAGGUGACAUUAGUUAGAUCACCUUGGACUUCUGUGGCAUUACUGAUGUGGUUUCCUGGCUACUGCUGUCCCUGCCAGACUCCUCUCCCCAAAAUGACCCCAACCAUUCCUUCAUGUAUCUGUGAAGUGUGGCCACCUCUCACAUAAUUCUCCUUUAACCACGUCCAAAAUCUGGUGCUGGAAUAGCAGAGUAUCCACAGAAGACAAGUCUUCUCUAAGGCCUUCUUCUGCCUGCUCUAAGCAGAUAUGGGGCACCACCUUCAGGUCAAUUUUCAAAAAACAAAUCAGCCUUGAGUUCAGUUUGAGGCCCAGUCCUGCUGCCUGUAGGGCCUUGAUAGCAGCUAUUCCAUUUUCAGACAGAGCCUGGCCUGCCAUCCUAAGGACCAGGUUGUGCACUCAGUUGUGUGCCUUACAUAUAUCCACACAAGCCAGGACGGCAGCAGGAAGCUCCUGCACUUUUCACAAGCGUUGAGGCUGCCGUUCUUCAAGCUACCACCUCCAGGAACCUAGCCCCACUCAGCAAAGGCAGCGCACGUGGCUGGCUCCUGCUUUUCUCCCAUGACUGCCCUGUGCUCCAUCAGGUGAGCAAGGCUCCACCAUCUGCUGUGGAAGGGAGCCUGAUGAGAUUAGGCUGAUACAGGAUUUACCAAAGUCACGGAGAAUGGCAUGUGGAGAGUGGAGCUGAAUGGAGAGUGAGGAUGAAAGCAGGAGCAUCCUUCUUUUCUAGAGCUUGACAUUGCAAGACCUUGGCCACGCAUACCGGGUGCCACAACUGCCCUUGUCUACCUUGUCCCAGAGCAGCAACAGAACUCAUAGACAGCAAGGACAUGAAGCCUGUCAGUGGAUGUUGCUAUGGCUGACGUAGCCAGUGUGGACUGUCCUGCAUCUGCGUUUCACUGUGCUGUGUGCACGAAGGUUGACGUUGCUUGGGUCUGCUUGGCUUAUUUGCCUUGCACAUCACUGCUUGCCUGCAGCGGCUGUAACCAGAUUGGCUCUACAACACCCAAACUUGUGCAUACUGCCUGCGGUAGUUGUGUUCUCUGGUGUCUGUUUUUGGGAAGGACCUGGUGGCAAAAGGCUGCAGAGAGCGGGGUGGCAGUGAAUGAACUUCCCAAAGAGGCUGUGAUGCCACACUUGUUUUUUUCCUGCUAGCCAUGAGCAGGCAGUGCUUGGAGCCAGGCGCUGCUGCCUGCCACGGGGCCUACACACCCUCAUCCCGCAGGCAGAGCAGUGGGUGGGGGUCUGCCGGGGGCGUCCGAUCCCGGCUUCUGCCUCCCCUCCUGCUUCGAACCUGCCCCGUCCCCCCCGUCCCCGUCCCCGUCCCCCCCCAAGGGGCCACCGUGCCUAGCACCCGGAACCAGUGACUCUGUGACAUCAGCCCUGUUGCUGAGGGCACCGCGGGCAACGUGAGUGCUGCGGGCACUGUGUCGGCUGCUGCGCCACUGGCAACGAGCCCUCGGUUCCUACAGCCCGCACGUGCUGCUGGUAGCGAUGCGCUUGCUCCCCCUCCUCGUCCUGCUGGCCGUGUGCUGGCCUGCGCGUGGCACAUGGGACAACUGUGGAGGGACCUGCGGGCUCCGGCCCAUGGCUUCUUACUACGGCAUGUCGCGUGUCGUGGGUGGCACAAGCUCCCACCCAGGGGCCUGGCCCUGGAUCGUCAGCAUCCAGAAUCCCUGGCUAGCAGGUGUGGGGCAUAUAUGCGGAGGGUCCCUCAUCAGCCCACAGUGGGUUCUCACAGCAGCCCACUGCUUCGUCGAGGCCAGGGACAUCAGGACGUGGCGUGUGGUGGUCGGGACCACCUACUUGACUCAGCUGGGCCCUGAGUCCCAAGUGCGCGGUAUUAGGCGGCUGGUGGCUCACCAACGCUAUAGUAAUAUCUCGCAGAGGAACGACAUUGCGUUGCUGGAAUUGGACCAGCCUGUACAGUGUGGCUACUAUGUACAGCUUGCCUGUGUGCCCAACGCCUGGCUGAAAGUGUCAGAGCUGACAGACUGCUACGUCAGUGGCUGGGGUUCCACACAUGCAAAAUCUGGAGGAUCAACUGCUGUCCUGCAGGAAGCCAGGGUCCCCCUCAUUGAUGUCAACCUCUGUAACAGCAGCCAGUGGUACAGAGGAGCCGUCCACACCCACAACCUGUGUGCUGGCUACCCGCAGGGCGGCAUUGACACCUGCCAGGGUGACAGCGGUGGUCCUCUCGUCUGCAAAGAUAAAAAUGCUGACUACUUCUGGCUUGUUGGAGUGACCAGCUGGGGGAAAGGCUAUGCAAGAGCAAAACGGCCUGGAAUCUACACCUCCACUCAGCACUUCUACGACUGGAUCCUGACACAGAUGGGAUUUCGCUCAGCAGCAAGGGCUUCUCCAACAUCAGGGGCAUGGAGUCAUUUUCUCACUGCCUCAGCCCCUUAUCAGAGGCCAACACCAACACAAUCGGGCAAGUUUAGCUCCUGCCCCUUUCCCCUUGGGAAGCUGGUGGAAUUCUUUUCUCGGGCGCAGGAGCUCCUGCUGUUCCUAAAGGAAAAAAAGGCUUGAGCAACAGGAUGAAGAGGAUCCAGUGCAGGCUUGCAGCGUACCACGACCAUUUCUUUCUGGGGCACUGCCUGCUGAGCCAAAGGCAGCCUCAGUGUCAAAGGCCUGCUCCGUCCUGCCCACGCUCCUCCGAGCACACACCAGUGCUGAAGUUGACAUAGUUCUUGAAAUAAACUCACCAGUUUUCACAGCUAA